Messenger RNA from Periophthalmus magnuspinnatus, 3546 nucleotides. It is a transcript of the gene extl3, whose product is annotated as exostosin-like glycosyltransferase 3. NCBI's taxonomy places the organism in Eukaryota, Metazoa, Chordata, Actinopteri, Gobiiformes, Gobiidae. The transcript is spliced from 7 exons. The record is from RefSeq and is a predicted model, not a curated record. Gene Ontology annotation, cellular component: membrane. Gene Ontology annotation, molecular function: glycosyltransferase activity. The coding region runs from base 473 to 3220 and encodes 915 amino acids.
AAUCUGCACCUUUCCUCGGUCUGGCAUACCCACCACGCUCCCUGGACUUGGAUUUAAGCCCCGGUGCUCUUCUCCCGGGGCCCUGGUGUGAGGAGCAGCCAACACUGAUCCAACCAUGCUCCGCUGGGACAGACCCCCACACCGCCCUUUUUGUCACUGAGCAACAUGCCUGUCCUGCUUCACCCUGUAAGGGGCACAGCUGCCCUCAUGCAGCCCUCUCUCUCCACAUAGGCCUGAAAGACAUUUUGUCUCCACAGAAAUGGCUUCAUUGCUGAUUCAGUCCAAGCCCGUGGAGAGUAAUGUGAGGUGAGACUUGCCCUUUCACCCUUUGAAGAGCUCAGCGGAGACACUGCAGCAGGAGAGCACUGCUUUUUGCUUCAGAUUAGCGUCGGUCCGCUGCUCCUGACAAGGUCGUAUCAUGGCUGCUGCUGACGCCCACCCGAGUCUGCCGGGGCGAGGAGCGGACUGAAACAUGCUGCGUACUGGCGGAGGGGGCGGCUCCACGGGGGGCCAGCCAUGGGUGCUGCGCCGCGUCCGUCUCACCUGGCUCAGCUUCAUGCUCUUCUUCAUCCUGGUCUUCUUCCCACUCAUCGCCCACUACUACCUGACCACCAUCGACGAAGCCGGGGGACCAGACAAGCGCAUCUUUGGCCCACGACCCGGAGGGGAGCUGUGCGAGGCCAAGCACGUGCAAGACCUAUGCCGAAUCCGCGAGUCAGUCAGUGAGGAGCUGCUGCAACUGGAGGCCAAGAGGCAGGAGCUGAAUGGAGAGAUUGCACGGUUGAACUUGCGAAUUGAAGCUUGCAAGAGGAGCAUCGACAGCGCGAAACAGGACCUUCUCCAGCUUAAAAACGUCAUCAGCCAGACGGAGCAUUCAUACAAAGAACUGAUGGCGCAAAAUCAGCCUAAAUUGUCUCUACCGGUUAGAUUAUUCCCAGAUAAGGAGGAUCCAGGAAUGCCUCCGCCCAAAUCGUCCCGCUCUUGUCGCCUGCACUCCUGCUUCGACUACGCCCGCUGCCCCAUCACCUCCGGCUUUCCUGUAUAUGUCUACGACCCUGCGUCUUACCCGUGGGGAGAGCUUAUUGAUCCGCUAGUGAAACAGGCUGUUUUGGCAGCAGCAAAAAGCAACAUCUACAUAACUGACAACCCCAGCAUUGCCUGUCUUUACUUGGUACUUGUAGGUGAGCUCCAGGAAUCCUCCAAGAUACCUCCUUCUUCUGAUCUGGAGAAGCAGCUCAAAGCCCUUCCGUACUGGAGGAACGACGGACACAACCACGUCUUGGUGCACUUCUCCAGGACAUCCACAAUACAGAAUUUCUUGUACAAUGUGAGCACAGGAAGGGCAGCGGUGGCACAGUCUACCUUCUUGGAGCAGCAGUACCGCGAGGGUUUUGACCUUGUUGUUUCGCCGCUAGUCCAUGCCCUUUCAGAACCAAACUUUUUAGAAAUCCCUGCGCAGGUUCCUGUCAAGAGGAAGUACUUGUUCACUUUCCAGGGGGAGCGGGUGGAGUCGCUAAGGACCAGUUUGCAGGAAGCACCUCCACAGUCGUUUGAAGAGGAGAUCGAAGGGGACCCACCUGCGGACUAUGACGACCGCAUCAUCGGCACCUUAAAAGCGGUUCAAGAUAGCCACUUGGAUCAGGUUUUGGUGGAGUUUACCUGCAAGAGUCCUCAACCAAGCUUACCUACUGAGUGGUCUCUUUGCGGGACCAGGGAAGACCGCUUGGAAGUCCUUAAAGUUUCGACCUUUGCUUUGGUCAUUGCUCCAGGAGAUGGACAAGUGGUAGCUUCAGCUGGAUGUGGCAUGAGGCUAUUCGAAGCGCUAGAAGUCGGCGCAAUCCCGGUAAUUUUGGGGGAUCAUUUAAGACUUCCUUACCACCAUUUAAUCCGUUGGAGUGAAGCAACAAUUAUUGUCCCCAAACCCAGAGUCACCGAGUUACAUUUUCUGUUGCGUAGCUUAUCAGACAAUGACCUGCUAGCAAUGCGACGGCAAGGAAGAUUCUUAUGGGAAGCUUAUUUUUCAACGUCUGAAAAUGUUCUAAACACAAUUCUAGCUAGCAUCAGAACUAGCAUACAAAUACCGGCAGCUCCAAUCAAAGAGGAACCCGUGCAAGAGAUCCCGCACAAGGCUGGUAAAAUAGCCGGGACAGAUGCUAACCUAGCCGACAACGCAGAUCUAGAUUUGGGGCCAGUGGAGACCGAGCCCCCUUACGCAUCGCCACGGUUCCUCCGAAACUUCACCUACACAGCAUCAGACAUAUACAGGACGUGGAACCGUGCCCCAGGACCCUUCCACUUGUUCCCCCACACCCCUCUAGACCCCGUCCUGCCCUCUGAAGCCAAGUUCCUGGGCUCGGGCACCGGGUUCAGGCCUAUCGGAGGUGGGACGGGAGGGUCGGGGAAGGAGUUUCAGGCAGCUCUGGGUGGGAACAUGCCCCGAGAACAGUUCACUGUGGUGAUGCUGACCUAUGAGAGGGAGGAGGUUCUCAUGAACUCUCUGGAGAGGCUCAAUGGACUGCCCUAUCUCAACAAAGUGGUGGUGGUGUGGAACUCUCCCAAGCCCCCCUCAGAAGACCUCCUGUGGCCUGACAUUGGCCUGCCCAUAGUGGUGGUCCACACGGAGAAGAACAGCUUGAACAACCGCUUCCUGCCCUGGGACGCCGUGGAGACUGAGGCUAUCCUGUCCAUAGACGAUGACGCUCACCUCCGGCAUGACGAGAUCAUGUUUGGAUUCAGAGUGUGGAGGGAGGCCAGGGACCGAAUCGUGGGCUUCCCAGGACGCUACCACGCCUGGGACGUCAACCACCAGUCCUGGCUCUACAACUCCAACUACUCCUGUGAGCUGUCCAUGGUGCUGACCGGAGCCGCCUUUUUCCACAAGUACUAUGCCUACCUGUACUCGUACGUGAUGCCCCAGGCCAUCAGGGACAUGGUGGACGAGUACAUCAACUGUGAGGACAUCGCUAUGAACUUCCUGGUGUCGCACAUCACCCGAAAACCGCCCAUCAAGGUGACCUCCCGCUGGACAUUCCGUUGCCCCGGCUGCCCCCAGGCCCUGUCCCACGACGACUCGCACUUCCACGAGAGACACAAGUGCAUCAACUUCUUCGUCAAAGUGUACGGCUACAUGCCCCUCCUCUACACGCAGUUCAGGGUGGACUCUGUACUGUUCAAGACGCGCCUACCGCACGACAAGACCAAGUGCUUCAAGUUCAUCUAGCACCCGGGAAAGACUUGCCAAAAGCUGAGCCAAAAGUGAAACUGAGAGGCUAGCUAGCGUCAAUCUGAACUUGCUCGUAAGUGGGAAAGGAGUGCGUUGACAUUUUGCUCAUCAGAUGGAGUUUUACUGGUCCAAAUCAUGUUAAAUUGGGUUGCGUUCUGACACUAGAAAGAUGCUGACGUGUUAAAUGGAAGGCAGGGACAAAUAUAGUAGUGUAGCAGUAUUAUAAGAAAUGCAUAGUUUUAAAGAAAUAUCCACAUAAAAUCCACUUAUGUUUAACUUGCAAAUUUUAUUAAAGGUGCGCUACUUUUUUGUCGGGCGGUAUG